GCUUUCCCACAAAAGGUCUGGAUAUGAACCAUCGGAAGAGAGAAUUCAUCAAGGGAAUUACUCUCUCAAAAGAAGAUGGGUUUAUGGAAUAAUAAUCUUACUAAUAAUAAUACUAAUAAUAAUAGUAAUAACCAUUUACAACACAACAAUUUCUUCUUCCAAACACCAACUUUCAUUGAAUGGCUCAAGCCAAUCUCCUCAUCAUCUUCUUCCUCAUCUUACCAUUCCUCUUCUCCUCCUAAUUCUUCUUCCACUACUUCCUCAUACUCUAGCUCAACUACUUAUCCUCAUCAAGAUUAUUAUGUUAAUCCUCAAAUUAGUAGUACUAAUACUACUACUAAUUCUCUUCAAUGCUUGCCCCUUCUAAGCAGGCUCGAUAAUGAUGAGAUAAAGCCUUUGAAAGUCGAAGAGGGUUUCGAGAAAGUCACUUUGCAUAUAGGAUUGCCCAGCACAACCAUCACCGCGGCCAUCGCAGCUGGUGAUGAUUCCACCGAGUUUUCGGAUGAUCAUCACCAGCAGCACCACGAUGAUGAGAAGAUCAAGGUUGUUGAUCAUCUCAAGGAAGAGAAAGAAGAAGAUGAUCGUGAUGAUGAUAAUAAUGAAGAUGAAGAAGUAGUAGUAGCCAUGAAGAAGCAUAAUAAGAGCUUUGAAUAUGGAUGUUCUUUCAAUAUGGAGAGUAGGUUUUGGAUCCCAACUCCAGCACAAAUUUUAGUUGGUCCAAUGCAGUUUGCUUGCUCUAUAUGCCAUAAGACCUUCAAUAGGUACAACAAUAUGCAGAUGCAUAUGUGGGGACAUGGAUCGGAGUAUCGAAAAGGGCCAGACUCACUCAAAGGAACACAGCCAGCAGCAAUGCUGAGGCUUCCAUGCUACUGCUGCGCGCAGGGGUGCAAGAACAACAUCAACCACCCGCGCGCCAAGCCACUCAAGGACUUCCGCACCCUCCAAACCCACUACAAGCGCAAGCACGGCCUCAAGCCCUUCCAUUGCCGCAAGUACUCCUGUGGCAAGUCAUUCGCCGUCAAGGGCGAUUGGCGAACCCACGAGAAGAACUGCGGCAAGCUCUGGUACUGCACCUGUGGCUCGGAUUUCAAGCACAAGAGGUCUCUCAAGGAUCACAUUAGGUCUUUCGGUAAUGGCCAUUCCCCUCAUCCUUCUCUCGAAGGCUUUGACCACGAUGACAAAGAGUGUGUCACGGCAGGAUCUGAGGAUGAGGACUUGAUGAUCACCGCUCGUGCCUAAUUUAAGACUAUGCAUGCAUGCACGUAUUCACGUGCAUGCAUGCAUAAUGCCUUUGGAAAAAGCUUGUGCUCGGUAACAAAACAUUCUCGUGCAAGGUGGCAGGGAGGGGUUUGAUACUGAACACUCGCUUUGAUGCAUGAUAUAAAUAUAGAACAAUAAUAUUAUAUCUCUAUAUGUGUAGAAAGAGAGAGUGAGAAAGAGAAGAGAGAGAGUUUGAUGAGUAUUAAUGGUGUUAUAUGUUAGAAUAAGAGUAUUGAUGAUUGAUUACCUAAAGGGUCGAUGAAGCAUAUGAAUUUUCUUGUCAAUAAUCCACUCAUCACCAUCCAAAAAAAUAAAGGUAUGUGUUGAUGAAGAUAUUGGAGAAAAUUUAUCUGCUUCAUAUGUUGCCCAACUGGUGAUCUUUAAUUAUUAAUUACAAUAUUAUAUAUCAAGAUGAAGAGUUUUAUUUCAUCUUUUUUAUUUGAGUUCA
Molecule: messenger RNA, 1708 nt
Organism: Humulus lupulus (European hop)
Lineage: Eukaryota; Viridiplantae; Streptophyta; Magnoliopsida; Rosales; Cannabaceae
Product: zinc finger protein WIP3
Exons: 2
Coding region: 76-1239 (387 amino acids)
Biological process (GO): anatomical structure development; regulation of gene expression
Cellular component (GO): nucleus
Molecular function (GO): DNA-binding transcription factor activity
Source: RefSeq, a predicted model, not a curated record